Messenger RNA from Phaedon cochleariae (mustard beetle), 1198 nucleotides. Lineage: Eukaryota; Metazoa; Arthropoda; Insecta; Coleoptera; Chrysomelidae. The record is from the annotation of a GenBank genome assembly.
GUUUUAAUGAAAUCAAUAACGAGAAAAUAGCAAUGCCUAUAAUUGAAUCGGUUGCUCAUUGAGUUGAAUAAAGUGAUCAAAUCAUGUUCGAGCUCUCCGUAGGAAUUUCCUUUGCAAUAUUAAUUUCUGGUGUGCAAUGUUUGAUACCUGAUUUUCUGAAGGCUGAUGUCUUCAAUAUCCACAGACAUGCUGCCGUUGAAACUCGCGACUUACUUCACAAGCCUGUUACACCAGAGAAUGUCACGUAUUACUUAUAUACAAGUAAAAAUCCUAAUAAGUUUAUCAAGUUGGAUCCAUCAGAUUUGGAACCCCUAAGGAAUGUCAGCGAUAAAUUAGUAUUUCUAGUUCAUGGUUGGACCAGUAAUAGGGAAACCGCAUGGUAUGAGGAUUUGAAAAAUGCCUUCCUGACGACUCACCCGAAUUAUUCGAUAGUCGAAGUUGAUUGGAGUGAACCAGCAAAUCAAUAUUAUUAUGUUGCUUCAAUCAAUACGUACGAUGUUGCCAAGAUACUUGUGAAUGUAAUACUCGAUCUCAACAAAAACUACAGCGUUAGUUUGGACGAUGUCCUUCUCAUCGGUCACUCACUAGGAGGACAGAUCAUAGGAUUCGUAGGAAAAGACAUAAUAAAGGUAACUGGGAGAAAACUUCCAAGGAUAAUUGCCUUAGACCCCGCAGGACCAUUGUUCGACACAAGACCUGAGGAUAAAAGAUUGAACAAAAAUGAUGCAGAGGUUGUAGAGGUUAUCCAUUCUGAUGGCGGGACUUUCGGUUUUCUACGCGCUUGUGGUACUAUCGAUUUCUUUCCAAAUGGUGGAAAAUCGCAACCUGGAUGUAAGAGGAUCGAUUUGUUGGAUUUGAGGAGUCUUGUGGAUCCGAUUUCUUGUGACCAUCGCAGAGCUGGUGAAUACUUUGUGGAAGCCAUUCUCAACCCAGAUGAACUAUUGGCAACCCGCUGCUCAGGCUGGGAACUGUUGGCAAAGAACCAAUGCGAUGAUGUGAAAGUAAACUUGGGAGAUCUGACCACUAAUGAAACAGGAACGUUCUAUUUUGAAACGAACAAAGAAAGACCGUUUUCCAAGAGGAAACAGAGUGAUGGAAUCAGUUUGAGUAAAGUUUUAUCACUUUUGCAUCAUUGAUUUUGUUCUGAUAAAGUUUAGUUAUCACUAUAUAUAGACUGUAUAUGUGUUGUGCCUCCGAA